AUGGCGGCCCCCACGAAGCGUCUGCUUUCUGCUCUGUUGAGACAAAACAAUGCUUUUACACGUCUGUCUCAGCUGAGUGAAGUGACUUACCAACCUGUCAAACAAAGCAAGCAAGCAAAAAGGCACAAGACUGAGCGUGGCAAACGAGCUGGUUCACGGAAACAGAGGAAAAUCGGUGUUGCUGUCAACCGCAGAGUGAACAAGUCACUCAAGCAGAACCAACCAAGGAAUGACAUCCUUCGCAGCAUUGACAAACAGGAAGUGGUGUUGCUGGUUCUACUCGACUUGUCAGCAGCAUUUGACAUGGUGGACCGCGAAAUGCUCCUCUCAAGACUACAGCACACCUUCGGUAUUUGCGAAACUGCUUGCGGGUGGUUCAGAUCUUACCUGUCAGAUCGAGUAAUGCAGGUAAAAGUGGCUGAGGCCUACUCGAAGACACACCCUCUCAAAUUUGGUGUGCCCCAGGGAUUAGUGCUUGGGCCAGUGCUCUUCUCUGUCUACAUCUCUCCACUAGGGAACAUCAUCAGGAAGCACGGCCUGCAGUUUCAUGGAUACGCUGAUGAAAACCAGUUGUACAUCAGUGCCUCAGUUGGGAAGCUUGCAAGUGGGCAGUGUGGACACACAGAUAGGAACUAUGUGACAACUGCCACUGGUACACAGACUGAGUCUCUGGCUCGAUAUGGUGGGCGGCAUACCGUCACGCUCCACGGGGAUGGGUGUGGUCCGGAACUGCUGAACCAUGUGAAGGAUGUCUUCAGACAUGCAGGUGCCCCCAUAGACUUUGAGGUUGUGGAGAUCAAUGCAACAACCAAUGAGCUGGAACAUAUGAAGGGGGCCCUACUAUCAGUACGGAGAAAUGGGGUGGCCAUUAAAGGCAAUAUUGAGACAAAAUUUGAUGAUCCAACAUUUUCUUCAAUGAACGUUGCUCUAAGAACCAGUCUGAACCUGUUUGCCAACAUUGUGUGGUGUAAAAGCAUCCCUGGUUUCUCCUCUCGCCAUGACAACCUCGACAUCAUCCUCAUCCGAGAAAACACUGAGGGGGAGUAUACCUCACUGGAGCAUGAGAAUGUUCCUGGUGUCGUGGAAAGCCUGAAGAUCAUCACAGAGGAGAAAUCCACCCGUAUAGCUAAAUAUGCCUUUGACUUUGCUGUCAAACACGGCCGUAGGAAGGUCACAGCCAUCCACAAGGCCAACAUAAUGAAGCUGGGGGAUGGUUUGUUCCUGGAGUGCUGUCGCAGUGUGUCCAAAUCGUAUCCAGAUAUUGAGUUUGGUGACAUGAUUAUUGACAAUGCCAGCAUGCAGAUGGUGUCUCGGCCACAGCAGUUUGAUGUCCUUGUCAUGCCAAACUUGUACGGCAACAUCCUUGGCAGCAUCGCCUCCGGACUAGUGGGCGGGGCAGGAGUUGUGCCUGGCAUGAACAUUGGAGAAAAAUAUGCUGUCUUUGAAACUGGAACUCGAAACUCUGGCCGCUCCUUGAAGGGCAAGAACAUUGCCAACCCGACCGGCAUGCUGCUGGCCAGCUGUGACAUGCUGGACUACCUCGGUCAUCAUCGCCAUGCCACACUGAUCAGAGAGUCCACCAUGGAUGUGCUGGGAAAGCAUGAGGUACAACUGGUGUCUCCUGAUGUUGGUGGCCAGGCUACAAGCCACGAAAGACUAAACUCAGUCAGUCAGGCUGUCAUUGAGGACCUCAAACCAAGACGAAAACAUGCAUUUCCAUGCUGUAACCUGGUGAUCCAACGGAACGGAAGGUUCUACAGUAGAGCAGCUGACCCACCCGGCACACCACCACACUGCAGCCAUCUGUUGCAAGCAUCUUGCAUACAGGACGCUUGUGUAGAAGCAGCAUUUCCCUUCCAUGCCUAGCUAACGUUCCGCAAUUAAAUCUGAUGAUCUUUCUUCGAUAUUAUUUAUAAUAAUAAUACUAUGUAAUAUUUUGUAAAUAUACUGAUAUGGCAAAUAUCUGUGGAAUUAAUGAAUCCUGUGUUAAUUAUAUGUUUUGCUCAAAUGUUGGACAGUCAUAAAAAAGGGAAACUAUGUGAAGAGGGAAGAUUGCAAUGAAUUAUGUACUGAAACACUUUGAAAACACAUAUUCAAUAUUCAGAUAUGUUUGAAAAAUGGACACAAAGUUGAAAUUUAGUUCAGUGUAUUUAGGCAUGAGAUACUCAAAAACACAAUGUCAUACAGUCACCAUUCUUGAUAAAUAUUUAUUGCUAAAAUUGUUUUCUUUCCUCAGAGUUACAUUUGAUUGUUUUCAUUGUGCAUCUGUUUAUAAUAGGGUCAUUGUUUAAAUGUGAAAGGUAGAGAAAAUGCCAUUGGUCAAAGACUGUAUAGCAUGGAGGUCAUCUAAAACGAGGAAUCUCAGUUAAAGAUAAUUUUGACUAAUGAAGCUCCUCAGUUCUUCAUUUGUGAUAAAAACAAUCUGUGAAUACUGUUCACACUCAUCUAUUGAGAUUGUUUGUAGCAGUGUGUAUUUGUUGUACAGGCAUGUUUGUGUGGAUUAGAGACGUUGCAGACACUUGUUUCAUUAAUAAACAUGUUAACAGUG
Haliotis rubra (blacklip abalone) is the source of this 2548-nucleotide messenger RNA. Its product is annotated as isocitrate dehydrogenase [NAD] subunit gamma, mitochondrial-like. NCBI's taxonomy places the organism in Eukaryota, Metazoa, Mollusca, Gastropoda, Lepetellida, Haliotidae. The record is from RefSeq and is a predicted model, not a curated record. Gene Ontology annotation, cellular component: mitochondrion. Gene Ontology annotation, biological process: tricarboxylic acid cycle; isocitrate metabolic process.